AUGUCAUCUCACAGUACUGAACAAAAUGUAAUGGGAGAUGAAAACUACAGACAAUCCAGUAGAAGGGAACGGAGAUCUUUUUCAUCGGCUAUGACAUCGUCAUCAUCUGCUACUUUAACAUCAGGACUACUACCUGAAAACAGUACAGAGCCAUUUUCAGGUGUACCUUUUGAAGCAAUCCCAAGUUCUAUUGUAUCAUUUCAUCAUCCUCACUCCCUACAAUCGAGCAACUUCUUGGGCACAUCUGUAACGUCACAUAACAUAGAACUACAUGGGAGUAGAUUAUCAGAUAAUGUCCCACUGAUUGAUCGCCCCCGAGGGGGUUCAACCAGUUCGCAACGUAGUCCACAUUUCAAUUUCUUCACAACAGAACAGAUUAAUAAUGCCGAGGGGGCCUCUACUUUAGAGCAUACCGAUUAUAAUACAGAAUGGGAUCCUAUGCCUGCUAAUGAACAACAACGUUUAUUUGGGUCAGAGAAUGCAUCCAGAAGGUCUUCGCUCUAUAGUGCAUCACCAAGAUCAUCAUUAUCAAAUAAUAGUCAGUAUGGGACGCCUAGUUAUAAAGGACACCCUUUAACAAGAACUGGGCCUGCUCAUAAACAACAGCAAGUUUCGACAGAUCCGAUGUCACAGGUAUCAACACAUUCUUCUUCAAGUUCAUCUAGAUAUACUAUAAGAGAUAGAAUUCCAACAGAAUUAGAAGGAAAUCUAGAUGAUUUUUUAGAUACGAGAUCAGCUUCUGCACCUUUACCAUCUCCAGAAAAUGAAGGAGUGUCUGAUGAAGACUCUGAAAUUAUUUCCUCUGAGGAAGAGUCUGGACAACAUCAUAAGAAAACUGGACAUCAAGACGAAUUUUUAAAGCCCAUAUAUCAUGAGAAAUUUUAUCCAAAUCUUAAAGCUGAAGAAAGACUCCAAAGAUUUUAUAUUAGUGAGGAAGAUUUGGUUAUUGGUAUUGCUGGUUACAAGAACUCUCAUUUGGGAAUUUUCAUAUAUCGUUUAAUAUGUAUAUUAACGUUUGGUUUGUUUUACUUAUUAAUGUUAUGGUUACCUUCAAAGAAAGUUAAACUUUGCGGUGAAAGAUGUCCUCUAGGUAAAGCCGAAUGGGUUGUUAUCGAAAACGAGUUUGGAGAGAUACAAAUUGAACCAGUUCAAAGAUGUUGGUACAACAGGCCUCUCAGUACCAUACUUCACAAUGAAAGUCACGCCGCUGAUAAUUUGGAUAGAGAGAUAUAUCAUCAUCAUGCUAGUGAAAAGAAUCCGAAUAUUCCUGUUUUGAUAUACUUCCAUUAUAGGUAUAUCAAGUUUAUAUACUCACCAUUUGGAGACAUCUUUAGAACAAAUAACAAUUGGGCGGAUCCAGAUUGGAUAGAUCUAAAUACAGUGUAUGCUGGGUUGCCGGCUGCUAUCCAAGAAGACAGAGUACUUGUGUUUGAUAAAAAUCAAAUUGAUUUAAAAACUAAAGGUAUAUCAGAGUUAUUAUGGGAUGAAGUUUUGCAUCCGUUCUAUAUUUUUCAGAUUUUUUCAAUUAUUCUGUGGAGUUUGGAUGAGUAUUACUAUUAUGCGGCUUGUAUAUUUAUAAUUUCCAUUAUGUCCAUUGUAGAUACACUUUUCCAAACUACGAAAACCGCCAAGAACUUGGCAGAAAUGUCACAUUUUGACUGUGAGGUUCGUGUCUUUAGGGAAGGUUUUUGGAUCACUGUUAGCUCGAAGGAUUUGGUACCAGGUGAUGUGUAUGAAGUAUCUGAUCCACAGUUAACUGUAUUUCCAGCAGACUCUAUACUUUUGUCAGGUGAUUGUAUUGUUAAUGAAUCAAUGUUAACUGGUGAAUCUGUCCCAGUUACGAAACUUGCGGCGAAUGAAAUGAUCAUUGGCCAAUUAAUCCAGGAUUUCCAAGAUACCCAGAUUUCAAGUUUUGUCUCAAAAUCGUUCUUAUUUUGUGGUACAAUCAUUAUUAGAUGUAAGAUUUCGAAGGGACAAACAUCUGCCUUAGCUAUGGUUGUACGUACUGGGUUUUCAACAACCAAAGGUUCAUUAAUUAGAUCCAUGGUUUUCCCAAAACCCGUCGGUUUUAAAUUUUACAAGGAUUCCUUUAAAUAUAUUGGUGUCAUGACGAUAAUUGCGCUGUUAGGUUUCUUCUUUAGUUGGUUACAAUUUAUGAAACUUGGUUUAGAUAAGAGAACUAUGAUAUUACGUGCUUUGGAUAUAAUUACUAUUGUCGUUCCUCCAGCCUUACCUGCAACGUUGACAAUCGGUACAAGUUUUGCCUUAAGCAGACUAAAAAAGAAGGGUAUCUUUUGCAUUUCUCCAACAAGGGUUAAUAUUGGUGGGAAAGUAGAUAUUAUGUGUUUUGAUAAAACUGGUACAUUGACUGAAGACGAUCUGGAUGUUUUGGGGGUUCAAAUUUGUGAACCAAACAGUCGUAACUCUUAUGCAUUCGGUGAACUUAAAAAUGAUAUACACACAGUUUUCCCUAAAUUUUCUUUAAAUGAUUGCAAUUCACCUACAGAUAUUAGAAAUAGAAACUUCCUAAUGUCAAUUUUGACGUGUCAUUCUCUUCGGGUAGUAGAUGGGGAAUUGAUUGGUGAUCCAUUAGAUUUUAAAAUGUUUCAAUUUACUGGGUGGUCUUAUGACGAAGAUUUUCAAAAUCAAACAUUCCAUUCUGUGUAUGAAGAAAGACAUGAAGAUUCCGUGUUUCCUGAAAAUCAAGAUAUAAUACCUGCUGUCGUGCACCCAAAUAAUGAAGACAAAAAUAGUAAAUUUAUUGAGAAUGAUCCCAAAAAUAUCCUAGGUAUUAUUAGAAGUUUUGAAUUUCUUUCUGAAUUGAGACGUCUCAGUGUAAUUGUAAAACCUAGCAGUGAUAAUGUAUACUAUGCAUUUACAAAAGGUGCGCCUGAAGUUAUUGCUGGUAUUUGUAACAGAAAUACAAUUCCACAUGAUUAUGAACAACAAUUGUAUGAUUACACACUUGCCGGUUAUAGAGUUAUUGCAUGUGCCGGUAAAAUUUUACCAAAGCAUACUUGGUUGUAUGCUAAAAAGGUUUCAAGAGAGGAAGUUGAGACGAACUUAGAAUUUCUAGGAUUUAUCAUUUUUGAAAAUAGACUAAAACAAGCAACACCCAAAACUCUUUCUGUAUUAAGUGAUGCAAAGAUUAGAACAGUUAUGUGUACCGGUGAUAAUGUGUUGACUGCUGUUUCGGUAGGAAAACAGUGUGGAUUAAUCCAAGAAAAUCUUGUUUAUCUUCCGUAUCUAUGUGACCCAGGUGAACAGCAUCCAAUUAUUUGGAGAGAGUUAAACGAUCCAGAUAAUAUAUUAGAUCCAGUAACAUUAACCCCAAAAGAUUGUAACACCUCAGAAUACACAAUGGCUGUUACAGGUGAUAUAUUCCGUGUAAUAUUCUCUAAUGAAACAAAUUUCUCGCAAACCUAUCUAGAUAAUGUUCUACUCAAGUCAUCUGUGUAUGCAAGAAUGUCCCCAGACGAAAAACACGAAUUGGUUGAACAGUUACAAAAGCUUGAUUAUACUGUUGGGUUUUGUGGUGAUGGUGCAAACGAUUGUGGUGCUCUUAAGGCUGCUGAUGUUGGGAUAUCAUUAUCUGAAGCAGAGGCAUCGGUUGCUGCGCCCUUUACUUCUAAGAUAUUUGAUAUCAGUUGUGUUAUUGAUGUAAUGAAAGAGGGACGUGCAUCUUUGGUUACAUCCUUUUCUUGUUUCCAGUACAUGAGUUUAUAUUCUGCAAUUCAAUUUGUCACCAUUUCGAUCCUAUAUAGUAGAGGUUCGAACCUGGGUGAUUUCCAGUUUUUGUACAUCGAUCUGUUUUUGAUUAUUCCGAUUGCCAUCUUUAUGUCAUGGUCAAAACCAUAUCACAAACUUACCAAAAAGAGACCAUCUGCCAAUUUAGUAUCGCUUAAAAUUUUAAUUCCGCUCUUUAUUAGUUUUAUUAUUAUACUUAUAUUUCAGAUUGUUCCUUGGAAAAUGGUUCAAGGCAAAGAAUGGUAUAUUAAACCUGUUGUAGGUGGAGAUGAUGCUGUUCAAUCAUCCGAUAAUACCAUUUUAUUUUAUAUAUCAAAUUUCCAGUAUAUUUUGGUAUCAGUUGUACUAUCGGUGGGACCUCCUUAUAGAGAACCAAUGUUAAAGAAUGUGGGGUAUAUAGUGGAUAUUUUGGCGUCUAUUUUUGCUAGUAUUGUUGUGAUGUAUAUCCCUAUUCCUUCUUGGGCAGGUGAAUUAUUCCAACUUACUGGUGUCUCAAAUAGUAUGAAGAUAUUUGUCCUCAUCUGGGCAUUUAUUAAUUAUUAUGCCCAAUUAAUUAUUCCACCGCUAGUGAAGCCUUACUUUAAGAAGAGGAAGAGCAGUAAAAGGUAUAAAAAUAUUAUAAAAGAGGAGUUAAACAGUUAUAUUGUUUAA
This is a messenger RNA of Maudiozyma barnettii, 4398 nucleotides long. It is a transcript of the gene YPK9, whose product is annotated as putative acid anhydride hydrolase. Gene Ontology annotation, cellular component: membrane. Gene Ontology annotation, biological process: intracellular calcium ion homeostasis. Lineage: Eukaryota; Fungi; Ascomycota; Saccharomycetes; Saccharomycetales; Saccharomycetaceae. The transcript has a single exon. The record is from RefSeq and is a predicted model, not a curated record. Gene Ontology annotation, molecular function: ATP binding; ATPase-coupled monoatomic cation transmembrane transporter activity; ATP hydrolysis activity. Bases 1 to 4398 code for a protein of 1465 amino acids.